AUGGCUCAGGGAAGCCUACUGACCUCCUUCCUGGGCGCCCUACAGGCCUGCGUGUCUGUCCUCUUAACCCUAGCCUACGGCGUCGCAGCUCGCAAAUUCGGGCUCAUCCAGCGCUCCUCCAUCAACGAUGUCUCCAGUCUAGGCGUCAAAGUCCUCUUGCCAGCCCUAAUUCUUGUGCAUCUAGGCGAGCAGUUGAAGCUGGACAAUGCGCUGAACUAUGUCCCUGUCCUUGUCUGGUCAAUCACCUACACAACCAUUUCGAUUCUUCUCGCGCGGCUGGCGUCGAAGCUCCUCAGACUUCCUGACUGGGUGACACCAGCCUCAGCGUUCAACAACACGACGUCAUUGCCAUUGCUCCUGUUGCAGUCGCUUGAGGGUGUUGGGAGCCUGAAGGUGAUCGUGAAGGACGGCGAGUCGAUCUCUGAUGCUGUUGCUAGAGCGCAGAGCUAUUUUUUGCUUUGCGGCGUCAUCAGCAAGACCAUCGGCUAUAUAGUCGGGCCAACAAUGCUUACCAGCGAGCAAGACGAGAGGGACGAAGCUGAUAAUGGUCGUGCCGAGGAUGCGCGUUAUUCCGACCCUUAUGCUGACACAGCAGACGAGGAAAGCCCCCUACUCAACAGCCAUGGACGAGUCCAAAAACGCCAGGAUACCUCCACCGUUUCUGGCAAGAUCAGGCGCUGGACAAAGAAAGCAGUCUUCGUCUUCCCGAAAUAUGUCGGGCAGAAAAUUUUCAAGCCCGAUACGCCCAUGGCUGAUAUUGCGAUCAUAUGCACGCUUAUCGGCAGCGUCCUUGGUCUUGUUCCGCAACUGCACAAAGCGUUCUUUAAUAGCUACGAGGAUGGAGGCGUCUUCAAUGCAUGGCUGACCUCGAGUAUCAAGAACAUUGGGAAACUGUUCACGACGUUGCAGAUUUUCAUCGUUGGCUGCGAGCUAGGGGUCAGUUUUGAGAAGAUGAAGAAAGACGCUAAUGGUGAUGGCGACGGUGAUGGGAGCGGUGGUCAGAGCAGUAACCCUGGGUGGAAGGAGAUUCUGACCAUCUUUUUGAUACGGCUUGUUAUUUGGCCAGCCCUCAGCAUCUCUAUUAUAUACGGCCUCGCGAAGAAAACCACCCUGCUGAGAUCGGAUCCAAUCCUCUGGUUCAGCAUGAUGCUCAUGCCGGCGGGACCGCCGGCACUGGUUAUCCAGGGACUUGCAGAGUUGGCGAAGGCGUCAGAGACACAGAAGAUGACCAUCGCCAAGACGUUGACGAUUAUGUAUAUGCUCUCGCCGUGUAUUUCGUUCACGAUUACUGGGGCGUUAAAAGCAUGUCAGGGUGUAGUCGAGGGGAAGUCGGCAUAACCUAAGAAAUAAACCAAGAGAUGGAUCUACUA
Molecule: messenger RNA, 1370 nt
Organism: Aspergillus nidulans FGSC A4
Lineage: Eukaryota; Fungi; Ascomycota; Eurotiomycetes; Eurotiales; Aspergillaceae
Product: Auxin Efflux Carrier superfamily
Exons: 4
Coding region: 1-1338 (445 amino acids)
Biological process (GO): transmembrane transport
Cellular component (GO): membrane
Source: RefSeq, a predicted model, not a curated record